AUGCCGCGCGCGCGGCUGCUGGUGCUCUUCGGCAGCCAGACGGGCACGGCGCAGGAUGCGGCGGAGCGGCUGGGCCGCGGGGCCCGGCGCCGCCGCCUCGGCUGCCGGGUGCAGGCCCUGGACGCCUACCCGCUGGCGAAUCUGGUUCACGAGCCCCUGGUGAUAUUCGUUUGUGCAACCACAGGCCAAGGAGACCCUCCUGACAACAUGCAGCGCUUUUGGAGGUUCAUAUUCCGGAAGAGCCUGCCGGCCACCGCCCUCUGCCAGCUGGACUUCGCCGUCCUGGGCCUCGGGGACUCCUCCUACCCCAAGUUUAAUUUUGUGGCCAAGAAGCUGCACCGCAGGCUGCUCCAGCUGGGGGGCAGCGCCCUGCUGCCUGUGGGCCUGGCCGACGACCAGCAUGAGCUGGGCCCCGACGCCGCCAUCGACCCCUGGCUGCAGGACCUGUGGGAGAAGGUGCUGGGGCUGCACCCCGUGCCCUCCGACCUUGGCGUGAUCCCUCCCGGAGUCCCCCUGCCCUCCACCUUCAGCCUGCAGCUCCUGCAGGGGGCCCCCAGGACCAGCCCCGAGGAGCAGGAUGGGGCCGCGACAGGCCCGCCGGGUCCGCCGUCGGAGCUGAGGCCCUUCCCGGCGCCCAUGGUGGCUAAUCGGAGAGUGACCGGCCCCGCCCACUUCCAGGACGUCCGCAUGAUCGAGUUUGACGUUGCAGGCUCUGGGCUCAGUUUCGCACCUGGGGACGUGGUGCUGCUCCGGCCCGAGAACGCGGCCGGCCCCGUCCAGCAGUUCUGCCAGCUGCUGGGCCUGGACCCCGACCAGCUCUUCACCCUGCAGCCCCGGGAGCCAGGUGUGCCCCGCCCCGCCCGGCUGCCGCAGCCCUGCUCCGUGCGGCACCUCGUGUCCCGGUACCUGGACAUCGCCAGCGUGCCCCGCCGCUCCUUCUUCGAGCUCCUGGCCUGCCUGUCCCCCCACCAGCUAGAGCGGGAGAAGCUGCUGGAGCUCAGCUCGGCCCAGGGCCAGGAGCAGCUGCUGAGCUACUGCACAAGGCCCCGCAGGACCACCCUGGAGGUGCUCUGUGACUUCCCGCACUCGGCUGGCGCCGUCCCCCCAGACUACCUGCUGGACCUCAUCCCCCCGAUCCGACCCAGGGCCUUCUCCAUCGCCUCCUCCGAGCUGGUGCACCCCUCGAGGCUGCAGAUCCUCGUGGCCGUGGUGCAGUACCGGACCCGCCUCCGGGAACCCCGCCGGGGCCUCUGCUCGUCCUGGCUGGCGUCUCUGGACCCUGAGCGAGGACCUGUUGAGGUGCCCCUGUGGGUGCGUCCCGGGAGCCUGGCCUUCCCUGAGACACCAGGCACGCCCGUGAUCAUGGUGGGGCCUGGCACCGGCGUGGCCCCCUUCCGAGCAGCCAUCCAGGAGCGCGUGGCCCGGGGCCAGACCGGAAACUUCUUGUUUUUCGGGUGCCGCCGGCGGGACCAGGACUUCUACUGGGAGACCGAGUGGAAGGAGCUGGAGGAGAGGGGCUGCCUGAGCCUGUUCACCGCCUUUUCCCGCGAGCAGGAGCAGAAGGUGUACGUGCAGCACCGGCUGCGGGAGCACGGGGCCCUGGUGUGGCGGCUGCUGGACGGCCAGGGCGCCUUCUUCUACCUGGCGGGCAACGCCAAGGACAUGCCCGUGGGCGUGUCGGAAGCCCUGACGUCCAUCUUCCAGGAGGAGGGAGGGCUCUCCGGGCCCGAGGCGGCCGCCUACCUUGCUGGGCUCCAGCGGAAGCUGCGUUUCCAGGCCGAGACGUGGGCCUGAGGGGCCGUCCAGCCGGCGCUGGCCACUCUGACCGCUGCCCCCGCGGGCCCAGGCCCCCCCCCACCAGCAGCAGGGCAGCCAGCUCCCUGCACACCAGAUGACCUGGACCCGCCCCAUCCGGGUUCAGCUUCCUGUUGCCCUUUCCCCACCUGUGCCCUGGGCAUCGCGGCCUGAUGGGCAGCAGGUACCAGUCAGCCGUUUUGGGGUACUCUGUGCCCCAAAGCAUGGGUGUGUGAAGUGGCAGGAACCCCAGCAAUAAACAUGGCUCUGCUGUCUGCCCUGGUGUGCUCCCCUCGUGGCGCUGGUGGGGGAGUACUGUGCCCAGGGUGGCCCCAGCUGCCUCUGCCCGCAGCCCUUGGGUGUCUCCCCUAAUACAGUGGGCAGUGCCCGUCUGCCCCCUUGCAUGGG
Messenger RNA from Talpa occidentalis (Iberian mole), 2202 nucleotides. It is a transcript of the gene NDOR1, whose product is annotated as NADPH dependent diflavin oxidoreductase 1. The coding region runs from base 1 to 1794 and encodes 597 amino acids. NCBI's taxonomy places the organism in Eukaryota, Metazoa, Chordata, Mammalia, Eulipotyphla, Talpidae. The record is from RefSeq and is a predicted model, not a curated record. Gene Ontology annotation, molecular function: FMN binding; flavin adenine dinucleotide binding; NADPH-hemoprotein reductase activity. Gene Ontology annotation, cellular component: cytosol. The transcript is spliced from 14 exons.